AUGUACCUCUCUCACUAUUUCAUCAAUCACAAUACAUUUCAAUACUUUGCAGAUUUUUCACACAAUGAAAUCUUCACCCCGCCACGUCGACUCAAUGACCACCACGUGCAAUGCCCUGUCAGCUCUGCGCCUCACGACGAUGAUUCAACUAGGUCGACGGAGAAGUUGCGAGUUCUGCUACGCAACAUUUCGGUGGAUCCACGCUUGCAGCCUCUUAAUCCCUUCCCAUCACGUGCACUUCGCUUCUUCUAUGCCGCUUUCACUUAG
This is a messenger RNA of Echinococcus granulosus, 267 nucleotides long. RefSeq lists its product as hypothetical. NCBI's taxonomy places the organism in Eukaryota, Metazoa, Platyhelminthes, Cestoda, Cyclophyllidea, Taeniidae. The record is from RefSeq and is a predicted model, not a curated record. The transcript is spliced from 2 exons. Bases 1 to 267 code for a protein of 88 amino acids.